AUGCUUUGGCGGACCAAGUCCCAUCACAGCCAGGCCGCUUCGGAGCAGGACCUCGCGCGCACGGCGUCAGCAUCGAAGAAUGACCCGUCCGCAUCGGCGACUCAGGCCGCGGGCACGGCAUGGUUGGCUGGCCAUUUGAACCAUUUGACGCCGGAGCAGGAGGAGAAAUUGGUUGAGUUUAAGGGUGUUUGUGCUGAGCGCAAGUAUUACACGCCCGCUGUGGAGGCGGCGGAGGGUGUUGAGGCUGUGCCGGCCAGUCACGAUGAUGCGACGAUGCUGCGCUUUUUGCGAGCUCGCAAGUUCGAUGUUGAGGGGGCGUGGGGUCAAUUCAGGGACACGGAGGAUUGGCGGAAGGAGAAUGCUAUUGAGGCGCUUUAUGCGAAUAUCGGUGUUGACUCGUACGAGGCUGCUCGACGGAUGUAUCCGCAAUGGACCGGUCGUCGCGAUCGCCGCGGUAUCCCCGUCUACGUCUUUGAAAUCCGCCAUUUGAACUCCAAGGAGAUGGCCGCUUACAAUAAUACCAUGAACACGGGUACACCCGAGACGCACAAGUCAUCGACUGUGCCCGCGCGACUACUGAAUUUGUUCGCCUUGUACGAGAACUUGUUGAACUUUGUUAUGCCGCUGUGCUCGGCUCUGGCGCGGCCAAACCCCGAAACUCCCAUCGUGACUUCGACCAAUAUCGUUGAUGUGAGCGGUGUCGGACUGAAGCAGUUCUGGAACUUGAAGGGCCACAUGCAGGAUGCUAGUGUGUUGGCGACGGCUCAUUAUCCCGAGACGUUGGAUCGUAUCUUUAUUAUCGGCGCACCUAGUUUCUUCCCUACCGUCUGGGGCUGGAUCAAGCGCUGGUUCGACCCAGUCACCACCUCGAAGAUCUUCAUCCUGUCCGCCGCGGAAGUCCAGCCCACUCUAACCUCCUUCAUGGACCCCACCAGCAUCCCCAAGCAGUACGGCGGCGAACUCGACUGGCAGUGGGGCGACAUGCCCAACCUGGAUGAGCCUGCCCGUGAACUCCUCCAGAACCUGGAGCAGCCUCUAGCAGAGGGUAAAGAGAAGAAGGAGAUUCUCAAGGGACCUAUCUUGUUUAAGGGUGAUAAGAUCGAGGUCCUGGGUACGGAGAAUGGCAAGGAGCGCCGGGAAAUUAUCCCCGUGCCGCAGGCUAAGGUCCCCGAGCAGGCGGUCGAGACUAAGAUUGAGACCAAUGGUAAUGGUACUGCCGAGCCUGUUAAGGAGACCACUGAGAAUGGAGACGUGGAGUCUACGACCGCCCCUGCUGCCGAGAACGAGAAGACUGGCCUGGAUAAUGUGGCGGUGAACGUCAACCAGGUCGCCGGCCAGGAGGGCCAGACCACGACUGCUGCUGCAUAG
Messenger RNA from Penicillium subrubescens, 1368 nucleotides. Its product is annotated as SEC14 family lipid-binding protein. The record is from RefSeq and is a predicted model, not a curated record. The transcript is spliced from 4 exons. Lineage: Eukaryota; Fungi; Ascomycota; Eurotiomycetes; Eurotiales; Aspergillaceae. Bases 1 to 1368 code for a protein of 455 amino acids.